GGGACCAGAACUACUGUGAACAUCUCCUGCGCAGCAGCACUUUCCACUCUUCUCCUUUUGAAGUCUAUUUCCUUUACACUGUGCACUUGCUUAGAAGCCCUUAAAUGUCAUCUCCUUCACCACUUGUCACCAGUUCUGGUCUACAAGCUUGGGCUUUGAGGGUCAUUUUCAAGGUUCAGCAAGACUUUGGGACUCUGAACACCUACCAGAUUAAGGAUACUCAUCUUAUGUAGCUGGGUAACUUAAGACCUACCUGGAAUUGUUUCAAGGACGAGAGAUUUUGCCAGUCAGAUCUUGUAGAAGAAGGGCACCUACGACUGUUGCCAGGGGGGAUUACGGGGGAAAAAAAGGCCCAUUGUGGUUAAAGAAGCCGGUUUGUUGUGGGAGAGACAAGGCGAAGCAAGAACAGGCUGACACAUGGAAACUUUGUCUUGAAGAUCUGUGAAACCCUCCGAAGAUCCUUCAUUCAUCGAGCUCGUCUUGGCAAUCGGUACCUGUGGAGGGGAAGGAAGCGCCAUGAUGUUCGUCCUCGCCGUCUGUUCUGCUCUGCUAGCGGCAGGUGGCGCUCUGGAGUGUGAAGUCUGUUACGCGAUCAACUCAAACACUUGUUCCGGCCACUACGAGCAUUGUAAAUCUCCACGAGCUCGCUGUACGGUGACCCUCACCGAGAAGACUCUUCAAAAUGAUAAUGGAGAAAUGAGAAGCGUCGUCCUGGAGAAAUCCUGUGGGAGCGUCCAUAGCUGCAGUCAUCCGGCCACCCUAACCACAGAGGAGUUCCGUGUGCGGGUGACCACAAUGUGCUGCUCGCAGAACUACUGCAACAAUGGCACAGUGAGCUGGACAGCGCUGAAUUCUACAGAAAAUGGGUUGAGCUGCCCGUCCUGUUUUGCAAGAAAUUCCCAAACCUGUGAUGUGAAAUCCCAUGUAAACUGCACCGGAGCCGAAAACCAUUGUGUUCAGUAUUCAGCCACCCGGGAAGGAGGAUUCACCAUCACAGUGGCCGGUUGUGCCUCCGAGAGCAUGGAGAGAUCUAAUGGUGGAAUCGCCUUCCGGGGGUCUUCAGUUGCCGUCCAUGGGAUGCAGAACAAGAACAAUGGGGAUUCUGUGAGACACAAUGCACUUCUGCUGUCCUUCCUGUCUAUAGUAACCAUCCUACCAAUAUAUUCCCAAUAGGGGCAUCACCUGACCAUGUGGACUUAUGUGAUUCUUCAUUGCAUUUCCCUCUGCCCCUUACUUAGAAUUGUGGGGAGAUAUAUGUACCAGAUAGAUUUAUUUUAUUAUUUUUUAUUUUUGAAAAGCCAAGAGCUCUUUUAAAGGAGUACUCCGCCUCUAGACAUCUUAUCCCCUAACCAAAGGAUAGGGGAUAAGAUGUCUGAUGGCGAUCCCCACGAUCUCCGUGCUGCACCCAGUGUUUGUUUAGAGUGUCGGGUUCAGCGCCAGAGGCUCAUGACAACACAUCCGCGCCCCGCUCCUGACGUCACGGCCAUGCCCCC
This is a messenger RNA of Hyla sarda, 1493 nucleotides long. RefSeq names its product phospholipase A2 inhibitor and Ly6/PLAUR domain-containing protein-like. The record is from RefSeq and is a predicted model, not a curated record. Lineage: Eukaryota; Metazoa; Chordata; Amphibia; Anura; Hylidae. Bases 517 to 1173 code for a protein of 218 amino acids. The transcript has 5 exons.